AUGAACGCUGCGGUGCACACCCUCAUGUAUUCCUAUUACCUCUUGAGAGCCUUGGGGGUGUCAGUGCCUCGAGGAAUCAUGAUGUUCAUUACUAUUUCUAAGAUCGCGCAGAUGGUGCUGGGCAUAGUGGUUUUUGCAUACGUGACCGUCACGAAACUGCAAUGGCACAAGUGCAACAUGUCCAACCUGAUAUUGACGUGCGCAAUUUUGAUGUAUCUAAGCUACUUCGUCUUGUUCGUGGAUUUCUUCCGCAAGACUUACAGAAAGCCACCCUCUUCUCUGAAAGAAAAUGAGCCUUCCCCCCAUAACGUGGAGGAGAAAGUCGGCAUUCAGUCUGUCGGCGGGACAACAGCGUUCGAGAACAGUUCCGCGAUCUUUCGGAGAAAGCUGUUGACUGGGGGCACUUCUGCCGGAGUCCCUUACAGCGAUUUCAUUCAAUGA
Messenger RNA from Darwinula stevensoni, 441 nucleotides. The record is from the annotation of a GenBank genome assembly. Lineage: Eukaryota; Metazoa; Arthropoda; Ostracoda; Podocopida; Darwinulidae.